Molecule: messenger RNA, 1239 nt
Organism: Chaetomium globosum CBS 148.51
Lineage: Eukaryota; Fungi; Ascomycota; Sordariomycetes; Sordariales; Chaetomiaceae
Exons: 4
Coding region: 1-1239 (412 amino acids)
Source: RefSeq, a predicted model, not a curated record
AUGUCUGCUGUUAAAGCAGAAUCAUUGAACGGAUGCAACUCAGAUUCCAACGCCGUGGUUUGGUGUCCGGGCGAUACACUCAUGGCAGACCCAGAUAUCGCCGGAAUAGGGGUCAUCAGUUCCUUUAUCGCCUCGUCGUGUCUAGCGAUCAUCGGCACCUGCCUCUACCUCGCGCUGAUCCGCUCUGGUCUUGUCCCGGACGGGAGUUUCGACCCGGCCGACGGGCGAGGGCGCAGCCCACCCGCCCCAGAUGAGAGUUUCAACCUGGUCGACCGCUGGAUGCGCCAACACAUCUGCGCCCCAUCUGUUCGCUUCGUCCUCCGGUCGCGGUGGAUAGAUACCCGCAUCGGCAGGAUCCGGCGCACGCUCUUCUCCUUUGUCAUGUCACUCGCCGACAUGCAACUGGUCACGGGCAUCGCCAUGCUCACCGCCGCCGUCAUCAAACUGCAACGUGGCAGCAUCACCGUGUACCAUUUCAGCAUGGUGACCAACCUCGCGUGGUUCAGCAGCAACGUGCAUCUGCUUGCCCUGCUAGCCAUUCGCACGGAGCAUAUUGGGAGUAUGAAGAAAAGGCGCCGUUGGUUGCGGCUGACGUCGCAGAUGGGGUUGUCAAUGUCAGGGAAGACCAGGUCCGCAUUCAGCUGGGGAGGGGAUAUCAUCGCACGAAUUGUCGCUAUGCUCACCUUGGCGGCAUUGCUGUUAUACUGUUCGUAUGUCUCUGGGGCCAAGGGGUGGGAUCACAACUACGACUGCCCUGCUGCCUGUGCAAAAGGGAAAGAGAAGGGAGGAAGCCCUCUUGCAUGGAUGGUGGUAGACUUUGUGCUGGUGCUUCUGAUUUAUCCGCAGAGAUGUCUGGCCCUAUGGCCAGCAGUGGGAGCGUGGUGGAUUGACAAGGCGAGACAUCGGAUCGUUGAUUACCAAGGCCUUCCCGGAACAGACAGAGAUCGGAGGCUGAAUUCGCAGCGAAAGGUGUUUGCCUGGGUCUGGAACAGCAUGCAUGAAGGGUGGAAAGACUACUCGGAUAUUGGAAAGGAGAAUGAUGUGGAAGGCUUUGGCCAGUUGGUCCCUCUACUACUUCUGGGGCUUCCCUUCUUGCAGAUUCUGGAGACGUACUGCGGAAUCCUCAAGAACACGUUUAAACGCCAGGACGAUCUGAAAGAUGUCAGUAGGCUACGGUCACUCACGAACUAUAAACGUACAGAGCGGGUAGUUCUCGUUCUGAGCAUCAUACAGCGUUAA